This is a messenger RNA of Pygocentrus nattereri (red-bellied piranha), 2644 nucleotides long. RefSeq names its product small ArfGAP 1 (gene smap1). Gene Ontology annotation, molecular function: metal ion binding; GTPase activator activity. The record is from RefSeq and is a predicted model, not a curated record. The transcript has 11 exons. The coding region runs from base 179 to 1651 and encodes 490 amino acids. Gene Ontology annotation, biological process: regulation of clathrin-dependent endocytosis. Lineage: Eukaryota; Metazoa; Chordata; Actinopteri; Characiformes; Serrasalmidae.
GGUAGUCGAUUCAAUCUGCCAUAUUCCGUCUCGCAGCCGGGCUUCAGCGGCGCAGACCUGUACAGUGUCCGGUUUUUUCCCGGGGCAUGGUCUUCCAUUUAACACCGAUAAAUUAGACAGAGAGACACAGGGAAAGCUGGUGAUUGUGUGAGGAAACGUUACAGACAGAAAGGCAGAGAUGACGACGCGUUCGGAGAGGGAGAAGGCUCAGAAGCUGAAUGAGCAGCAUCAGGCCAUCCUGUCCAAAAUGCUCCGGGAGGAGGACAACAAAUACUGCGCCGACUGCGAGGCAAAAGGACCUCGAUGGGCCUCCUGGAACCUUGGCGUCUUCAUCUGUAUCAGGUGUGCUGGAAUUCACCGGAACUUAGGAGUGCACAUAUCCCGCGUCAAAUCAGUGAACCUGGACCAAUGGACCCCGGAGCAAAUUCAGAGUGUGCAGAGCAUGGGCAACACCAAGGCCCGACAGCUGUAUGAAGCCCAUCUCCCAGACAACUUCAGACGGCCACAGACUGACCAAGCUGUGGAGUUCUUCAUCAGGGACAAGUACGAGAAGAAGAAGUACUAUGACAAAAAUGCAGUUAAUGACUCUGUUAAGUCUUCUGAUGCUGCUUUGCCCUUGGCAUCCUCUCCCUCUUCACAAGCAGCUGAGAAAAACAAACUGGAGAAGGAGAGAGAGAGGAAGAAGGAAGAGAAGAAGAGAGAAAAGGAGACUGAUAAAGGGAACAAGCCCACAAUUUUUGACAAGAAGAGGGAGGACAUUCAGAUAGACUCAAGAGCCAGUCCUAAGAAAAAUGCAGAGCCUGCCAUCGACCUGCUGGGCCUGGAUGCUCCUGCAGUCAGCACAACCAGCACUGGCGCAGGAUCUGGAAGUGCAGCUCCUAUAAAUGAUGACUUGGAUAUCUUUGGACCGAUGGUAUCCAAUCCUCUGCCGUCGAGCACCAACACAAAUCAGGCCAGUUCCAGUAAGGCCACUGGGAGCUCAGCAACAGGCUCCAGCGUGGGAGCAGCCACAGGGACCCCGGGGACUGCAGGAGCUGCUCCCACAAGCCAGCCAGACUUGGACCUAUUCAGUGAGAACAGCAGCAGCAGCAACAAAGCAGAAGACUCUACCAAGAAACCCCUCUCCAAGGACUCCAUUCUCUCUCUCUAUGGGUCUAGCACUGUCCCUCAGCAACCUGCACAAGCUGCUAUGUUCAUUGGUGCAUCUCAAAUGCAGUUUCCUGCACAGCCUCAAGCUAACUUCCAGGCCUUCCCAGGGAUGGGUGGGGCCAUGCCUCCCACUACCAUGAUGGGUGCAGUCAUGGGCCAGGGUGGGGCUAUGAUGGGCCAGAACACUGGUAUGAUGGUUGGCAUGACGAUGCCCAAUGGCUUUAUGGGAAAUGCCCAGGCAGGAGUGAUGGGCCUGGCGCCGGGCAUGAUGGGAGCGCAAGCCGGACCUAUGCCAGCAGGCGUAGUGCCUCCGCAGAACAUGUAUGCCAUGCAGCCUGGCCAGCAGACCCAGUGGAGCAUGGGACAGAUGAACCAGCAGAUGUCUGGGAUGAACCUGAACGGUGCUGGAGCUCCAAUGGCCUUCGGGCAGCCAGGGGCCACUAUGGGAGGCUGGGUGGGACCCCCUUCCGGUCAGACCCUCAGUACCCAGCUCUGGAAGUGAAAGAGUGAGGGAGGGUGGAGGACAGCAAGGGGUGUAGCAUCCCUCCAUCCCUCCGUCUCCCCUCCCUUGAUCGGCCGCCAGAGCACACUAAGUUUUAUCCAUGUACUGAUCUUUUUUUCACCUCUACUUUCCAACCAUUACUACUCUGUUACUGGAGAGUGUCAGCUCAACCUGCCCCCCUGUGUAUCGACUGAGUGAUAAAGAGUGUGGAGUUGAAGAGACUGGCAGCUUUGUCCGUCUUAUUUGCAGGUUUUUUUUUCCCCCUUCCUUUUCUUCUAUAUAUUUUUUGAGUUCAAAAAGAAAAAAAAAACAUAUCAGCAAAGAAAGCUGCUGGACCAAUUAUACAAGCGUCUAAUAUAUCAUUACCAAAUCAAUAGUGAGUAAUAGUAUUUAAAUGGCAGAGAUAUGGCUAUCAUGUUUGUGACCCCCCUCUUAUUUCCCCUGACCACUGUAUACAUCCUGUUUCCCAGAGCCCUGUAGCAGCUAUCGUAUGAACCGAUGUACUGUUUGUAAGCAUAAAAUAGAGAAGCCGUCGAUCCUCCCCCUCUUGCCCAUUAUUCCAUCAUCUCCAUUGCCCCCACCCCUUUCCAUCUUUACUGUGACGUUUUAAUGUGUGCAUUACAGAGAAGCACAGUUAGCAACAGGCAAAUAAACCUGGACGACUCAACGGCAGCAUAACGGGCAAUGGGAGGAAAUGUUUGGGAGUGGGGGGUGGGUAGUCAGAACAAGAGUGGAAGAUGUCCACAGGAACCAGUUAGAUAUAAAUAGGUUGAAGAAAGUUAUGAUCAAACAAAUGUGCACAGAUCAACAUGCUAGUCCCAUGACUGUGACAGAGCUUCAAUCCACUCAGACAGGGUCCCUCUGCUGUGCAAUAAUGUGAGCACCCACACCUCGUCAUCCAGGUUUAUUUCUAUAAUGUGUUUACAUUUUUCUGGUGCCUAGUACAGAGGAAAAAAUGUUAUUUCCGUGCAUUAAACAGUGAAUAGCCAUUAA